GGUUGAAACGUGACCUGAUACGGCAUUUGGAAGACACUUUCGUAUAGUGUUUUGUUACGAAGAAUGUUUCUGCAAUAGAAGUGGAGUCACUUAGGUCAAAGUGUUUACUGGAUCUACUAACAGGGAUUCGCACGGCUCUAUCCUGGUAUGCGUUAGAGCUGUUCGGAGAUGGCUGACCCCUGGGAGGAGUGCAUGGACUACGCAGUAACCCUGGCAAGGCGAGCUGGAGAGGUGGUUCGCGAAGCUCUGAAAAAUGAAGUGAAUGUUAUGAUUAAAAGUUCUCCAGCCGACUUGGUCACUGUGACUGACCAGAAGGUUGAAAAGAUGCUUCUCUCCUUCAUCAAGGAAAAGUACCCAUCUCACAGUUUCAUUGGUGAGGAGUCCGUGGCCGCCGGCGAGAAAAGUGUCCUCACCGACAACCCCACGUGGAUCAUCGACCCCAUUGAUGGGACCACUAACUUCGUGCACAGAUUUCCUUUUGUGGCUGUUUCCAUCGGCUUCGUUGUCAAUAAAGAGAUGGAGUUCGGCGUGGUGUACAGCUGCGUGGAGGACAAGAUGUUCACCGCCCGGCGCGGCCGGGGCGCCUUCUGUGACGGCCAGCGGCUGCAGGCCUCCGGGCAGGAAGAUAUCACCAAGGCGCUCCUGCUGACGGAGCUGGGCUCCUCCCGGACGCCAGAGACCGUGCGAACCGUCCUCGCCAACAUGGAGAAGCUGCUCUGCCUGCCCACCCACGGGAUCCGAGGAGUCGGGACGGCAGCUGUCAACAUGUGCCUGGUGGCCAGCGGAGCGGCGGACGCGUAUUACGAAAUGGGCAUUCACUGCUGGGACAUGGCGGGAGCGGGCGUCAUCGUCACCGAGGCCGGCGGUGUGCUGCUGGACGUGACAGGGGGACCGUUCGAUUUGAUGUCGCGGAGAGUCAUUGCUGCGGGCAGCAAAGCCUUAGCGGAGAGAAUAGCCCGGGAAAUCCAGGUGGUGCCCUUCCAGAGGGACGACGAAGACUGAGCUCCCCGCCUCGCCCGCGGCCGCACGCUGCUCUCAGAUGUGCUGACACCGGUGGUGCACAAAGUUUAGGACUUCGUUUCAGCCCUGUAAUCUGAUUGGCUUACGUUGUCUUGAUGUCUAGGUUUAAGAAUUGCUACUUGUUCCAUAUUGUCCUAGGACUAGGUAGGCACGGAGUUGAAAUAUUUCAUUGUAAAAUUCCAUGUAAGAAUGUACCUUUUGGCAGCUGAUGAGGUGGUAUCUCGUCCACCAAAGUAGUGAGCAUUCAGUUUCCGAGUCGGUAUGAGCCUCUGAAAUUUUGACUUGCUACUGAUGUACCUCAGCAUUCUUAAUUACAGAGUCAACCUUUUGGGAAAGAAUUUAGAUUGAAAGUAAUUUUAGGUUGAAAAGCCAUGGUGUGUUGAUUUGUAAGGAGUGUGCUGAGUCCUGCCUGGGCCGGGCUGCUGUCUCUGCAGAGUCUUGCUCUAUGCAUGGCUGCUCAGCUGGCACCUGCAGGCACCGGGCAGGCGGUCGGCAGUCCACAGGAAAGCAUUGGAACCGCGAGGCUUUUGGAGGGAGCAGUUUCUGGUUGUAGCAGAUACAUAGUGAAGAGCUCACCUUUCUGCGUGAUCACCAGGUUUUGAAGUAAGGCUAUGUAGCCACCCCUUAUAUUUCACAUUACCGUUCCUAGAACAUUUCAUUCCGCACGUCCCCACAGCUGUCCCUUAAGUGUGGGCAUUUCUGCAGUGCGUGUGCGCCGGGACCUGCCUUCCUGUGCCCAGGGACCGGUGAGCGCCGGAGCCCGCCCGGGGCAGGCAGGCGGAGUUGCUAAUAUUGAGCUUGGUCCUUCUUAGACUCCUCGUUUCACUUCGUUUCCACCGGUUUCUGUUCAGCCUUUAAAUAUUCCUUAAGGUCUUUGGCUUAUCACUCAAAAAGAAAAUUGCUUCAGUUCAUAGAUGCUCUUACAGAUUUAUUUAUUUGUUGGCACGUGAACAGACCAAGUUUAGUUACAGGCUAUGCGAGCCUGGUGUUGGAGGGCACGGAGGUGUUCAGGGCAGGGUAUUCCAUUGUGCGCGUCUCACAUUAAACGGUGUCACUAAGACCUGAGUGUCGUCAUCGUGCGUCUGUGCUGUUGGCCACGUGCAGUAAAACAUCUCAUCCUGUGUUCUUGCAAUUAAAUAUAUUUUAAUUAAGACAAUCAUGAAUGACAUUUUAAAUAAAACAUAUAAUUGAAAUUUUUAUUAAGA
Pipistrellus kuhlii (Kuhl's pipistrelle) is the source of this 2225-nucleotide messenger RNA. RefSeq names its product inositol monophosphatase 1 (gene IMPA1). NCBI's taxonomy places the organism in Eukaryota, Metazoa, Chordata, Mammalia, Chiroptera, Vespertilionidae. The transcript has 9 exons. The coding region runs from base 169 to 1002 and encodes 277 amino acids. The record is from RefSeq and is a predicted model, not a curated record. Gene Ontology annotation, biological process: signal transduction; inositol metabolic process; phosphatidylinositol phosphate biosynthetic process. Gene Ontology annotation, molecular function: inositol monophosphate 1-phosphatase activity.